Molecule: messenger RNA, 1970 nt
Organism: Oxyura jamaicensis (ruddy duck)
Lineage: Eukaryota; Metazoa; Chordata; Aves; Anseriformes; Anatidae
Gene: EPS8L3
Product: EPS8 like 3
Exons: 19
Coding region: 50-1822 (590 amino acids)
Biological process (GO): regulation of Rho protein signal transduction; positive regulation of ruffle assembly; Rho protein signal transduction
Cellular component (GO): plasma membrane; ruffle membrane; vesicle
Molecular function (GO): actin binding
Source: RefSeq, a predicted model, not a curated record
CCCCGCCCCCCCCCCCCCACCGCCGGCGCUGCCAUCGCUGCCCAGGACGAUGGGAGACCCCUUUGGCCGCUGGAGCGGCCCCCCGUCCCAUAGCGACACCGAAGACAGCUCCCACCUCCACCACUCCAACAGCUUUGCCCGUCCCAGCGGGAAAAGCAUCUUCAACCAGCGCAAGGACUACAGCCAGAGCCUGCUCAAACCCCAAAGCAAUUUCCAUCACCAUGUGGAGCACCUGCUCACCAUGCGGCUGGACAGGGACAUCCGCAGCACCGAUGACUGCCUGGCUCGCCUGAAGGCGCUGGAGGCCCAGGGCCGGGUCUGGGGGCAGGACCUCAUCCUGCACGUCAAGAACCAGGAGCUGGUGCUGAGCGAUGUGGAGAGCAAGGAGGAGCUGGAGAGCUACCCGCUGGGCAGCGUGCGGGACUGCGCGGCCCUGCUGGACGCCUGCAGCUACGACUCGGUGCUGGCCAUCAGCGUGCAGGAGCAGGCCCCCCCCGGCACCAGCGUCCUGCUCUUCCAGUGCGACCGCACCGGGGCCCAGACGCUGAAGAGCAGCCUGGAGAAGCUGGUGAGGCAGUGCAAGGAGGAGCAGCACCAGUACGGACGCAGGGCCCCCCCGGAGCAGCUGUCCGACCCGAUCCCCCCGUACAUGUCGGCCCCCUACAGAGCCCCGGAGCAGUGGGCAGCCACCCCAGAGCCCACCUUACCUGCGCCCCCCCAGCACAGAUCAUCCUCCUUGGACUACAGGGGGGGCAGCUGGGACCACCCCCCAGCACCAGCCGCCGAGCAGAACACCUGGGUCAACCCCUCGGGCCAGAUCAUGUCCGACACCGAACGAGACGUGAUGGUCCUCAACCACGUGCUGGAGGACGUGGAGCUCUUCGUCAAGCAGGUGAAGGAUGCCCUCAGCCUGAUGAGCACCAAGAACCAGAAAAAGAAGAAAAGCAAAGCUCUGCCACCCGAGGCCAGCUACAAGGACUUUUUCCAGAAGGUGAAAUACGCCCUGAACCUCCUGGGAAUCACCCACCAGCACGUAAAGGACCCAGACCCCCUGCAGCUGCUGCACCUCAUCUUCGAUACCCUGUCCUUCGUCCUGGACAACUGCCCCAACCCCAGACUGGCGCCGGCGGUGGAGGCACCGCUGCUGAUCCCGGAGGCGGUGGAGCUGCUGGAGAAGACCCUGCACCCGCAGGAGUACAGCACCUGGAAGAUGCUGGGCAUCGCCUGGACCAAGACCAGGGCGGAGUACCCCAACAGCGAGCAGGUGCCCGCCUACAUCCCCAUCUUCUCCGACGGGUGGCUGCCCCCACCCAUGCUGAAACCACAGCAGCAGCAGGUACGGGGCGGGAGCGUUCCCGGACGCGGGGAUGUUCCUGGCCAGGUGCCCUUUUUGCCCCCCCCCAGGCUGGCGCGGGCUCUGUACGAGUUUCAGGGCAGGAACCCGCAGGAGCUGAGCGUCAGGAUGGGGGACACGCUGGAGGUGCUGGACCAGCAGAAGAAGUGGUGGCUGGUGCAGAGCAGCCUGGGGCACAAGGGCUACGUCCCCAGCAACAUCCUGGAGCCGCUGGGGCUUGAGGACGGCUGGAGCCAGGUCAGCCCCCCCAACCUGCACAUGGGCUCCUCGCCGGCAGAGGUGACGGCCUGGCUGAAGGACAAGGGCUUCUCGCGGAUCACGGUGAGGUGCCUCGGGGUGCUGUCGGGCCACCAGCUGCUGCAGAUGACGCCGGAGGAGCUGCGCGCCGUCUGCCCCGAGGAGUGGCGACGCGUCCUCUUCAAGCUCUCCUCCGUCAAGACGUCCCUGGGGAUGAGCCCCAGGGACUGAGCCGCAGGGACCACGCCGACGCCGGCCCCGACGUCCUCCUGCUGCCACCCCAGGACAGAGCGCCCCGGGGGGGGCAGCCCCGCAGGACUGGGGGGGGGCUGGCAGGAGGGGGUUCCCCGGCCCCCCGGGGCACCCAUUCCCCCCAAAA